This is a messenger RNA of Cylicocyclus nassatus, 1179 nucleotides long. The record is from the annotation of a GenBank genome assembly. NCBI's taxonomy places the organism in Eukaryota, Metazoa, Nematoda, Chromadorea, Rhabditida, Strongylidae.
AUGAAACAAGCUAUCUUAGUUGUUGCCUUUGGGUCCACUGUGGACAGUGCUCGUGAACAUAAUAUCGAUUCUGUAGUAGAACAUAUUCGUAAAUCGUAUCCGGAUUAUACUGUAGAAUUAGCUUUUUCGUCUCGUAUCAUCGUUAAGCGCUUACGUGAGCGUGGUAUUGAGAUUCCUACUGAACAAGGGGCGUUAGAAAAACUGAUUCAAGAAGGUUAUACACAUGUAUAUGUGCAGCCACUUCAUUUCACCGGUGGUGAAGAGUUCGAUAAAUUAAAAAAUAAUAUCCUUGCUCAUGAAGGUGAAGGACAACUCGAAGUGUUGCGUGUAGGUAGACCUCUCGUAUACUACAUGGGACAAGAAGAGCAUCCAGAUGAUUACCAAAUUUUGAUUGAUCGUUUCAUUAAAUCUCUUAAUAUUUCCAAAGAUGAUGGUUUGUUAUUGCUAAUCCGUAAUGGACUUACGAAUGUGCGUAUUGCUGUACUUGAAAACGCACCAUAUGUGUCAGAUGUAGCAAUGCCUUGGGAAUGGCUUGAUGGUAAACGCCCAAAAACAAUUUAUGUACAUCCUUUAUUAUUGGUACUCGGGGAUCAUGCACAAAAUGAUUUAUUUGGUGACGAAGAGGAUAGCAUAGUGAAUGAACUCGCUGGAGCAGGAUAUGAGGUUAAAUCAAUUCAUAGUGCUCUAGAAAUCGUUCCCGUAGUAUUCCCAAUGGUGUUGGAUGAUUCUACGCAAGAGGAAGGCUGGCAAGAGGCUAAACGCGUUAUCUUGUCUUACUUGGAUGAAGCACAUAUAUGUAUGUAUAACCGUUUGAUUGAAAACACAGGGCAUGAAAUUGAAACAAUUCCUGGCGUUACUGCAUUCUGUGCUAUCGGAUCUCACCUUGGCUAUCCAAUCGUAGAGAAGGAAGAGGUGUUGGCUAUCGUUCCAGCUACAGCGCCUAAAGAAAAAAUCGAUGCUGUAUUGGCUGUUGCAGAUGAUGCAGUUAUUAUGAAGGUAUAUAAAAACUUUGAUGAAGUACAAGAAACCUUGAUUAAACAUAAUAUGGCAGAUGAUGCGGUUAUGAUUAGCCGUGUAGGUUUGCCUGAUGAGCAAGUAUUCGUAGGUUUAGAUAAUAUACAAAAAGAUACUAAACUCAACUACUUAUCUACAAUUCUUGCAAAACGCAAGGAUCGUUAA